AUGACAGCAAGGCGACGGAACGCUCGUCUGAAGCUCGGACCCCCAGUAUGGAUGGACUGUAGCCAAAUAAGUGACAUCGCUCCAGAAUCCUUCCAUUCCCUUCACUCCAGCUGCCACAAAGCCUUUUCAGUCCGUCAUCGAACCGCAACGGCGAUCGAUCUGUUUGCUUCAUGGCCUGUGGACGAGGCUCCACCCCCUCCUCCGCCUCCUCCUGUAAUCAUCCCCCUCCUGCCCCCUCCCCAGCCGGGACCCCCACAGCAGCUAUGGGCUUUCCAGUCUAGUCGAGCACAACCGGCCAACACUGGUCUGGACGACGCUGACAAAGGGGACAUGGCGUUCCUCAAAGACCUCCUCAGCCCUGGGCCUGGUUCCUCUGAUGAGUUCACCAAAGAGUGGCAGGAUGUGUUUGGCGUUUUUUUUUUGACAGUCCAACUGUCCUUCAUCCGCCCCGAGUGGAGCAGCAGCAUCAGGCAGCAGUGUGGGGGCCUCCUCCUCCACGGCAGCAGCAGCAGCAGAGCCCACCAGCCCCACAGGCUUUCUGCCCUCACAGACUGCUCGACCACAGCCUCAGCGACCACAGGUGCCCCAGGAUCAUCCAAAGACAUGUCCGCUUGGUUCAACUUGUUCGCCUGA
Knipowitschia caucasica is the source of this 633-nucleotide messenger RNA. The record is from the annotation of a GenBank genome assembly. NCBI's taxonomy places the organism in Eukaryota, Metazoa, Chordata, Actinopteri, Gobiiformes, Gobiidae.